Molecule: messenger RNA, 4136 nt
Organism: Pogoniulus pusillus (Red-fronted tinkerbird)
Lineage: Eukaryota; Metazoa; Chordata; Aves; Piciformes; Lybiidae
Gene: RGS10
Product: regulator of G protein signaling 10
Exons: 5
Coding region: 48-827 (259 amino acids)
Biological process (GO): regulation of G protein-coupled receptor signaling pathway
Cellular component (GO): plasma membrane; nucleus; cytoplasm
Molecular function (GO): GTPase activator activity; G-protein alpha-subunit binding
Source: RefSeq, a predicted model, not a curated record
GACGGGGAGGGGGCAAGGUAGCUUCUGUGAGAUGCUUUUCUGAAGUAAUGCUCCAGCUAAUGUGCCUGCCUGCUUGCUGCCUUAGUGCAGGCUGCUCCUCUAAAGCCCCGCUGCUGUUAAAACGAGCACGUAAUCAUUCACUGCCUGUGUGGAAGCAGCUGCCUGCUGCACAUCGUGUCGGAGUCCUGCGCUCGGUGGAAAGUUUGCUUCAGCGGGGACUCUGCAGCUGCGCUGCGCUUGCUUUGUUGGCUUCCUCUGCCUCUCAACUUCUAAUCCGCAUGAUCGACAGCGAAGGCUCUCCUGUGACAGUGAGAAGUGUCGGCAGCACAGAGAUAAAUGACAGCGAGGGGCACCCGAGCAGCAGCCAUCAAACCUUGAAAGGAACCUCAAAAUGGGCUACAUCGCUAGAGAACCUCCUGGAAGACCCAGAAGGAGUGAAACGAUUUCGGGAAUUUUUAAAGAAGGAAUUUAGUGAAGAAAAUGUUUUGUUCUGGCUGGCAUGUGAAGAGUUUAAGAAAACACAGGGGAAAAAACAGAUGCAAGAAAAAGCUAAAGAGAUUUACAUGACUUUCCUGUCCAGUAAAGCUUCCUCCCAAGUCAAUGUUGAAGGGCAGUCCCGGCUGAGUGAGACCAUUUUGGAGACCCCUCACCCUCUUAUGUUUCAGAAGCUCCAGGACCAGAUAUUCAAUCUGAUGAAAUACGACAGCUACAGCCGCUUCCUAAAGUCUGACAUCUUCCUAAACCUGAAGAAGUGUGAGGAGCAAGAGGAGAACCCUCCAGAAGCUCAGACUGCAGCCAAGAGAGCGUCAAGAAUUUACAACACAUGAUAAGGGAUCUCCUCAGGAGAAGGCCACACCAUAACUGAAUUACACUCAGGAACAAUUUAGGUUUAUAGCAGUUGCAUUUAGGGCUUAAGAAGCUCCAAACCUUUUUAGGAGAUACUUACCUUCUUCAUUGCUAGAAUGACUAAUUCCUCUUUGCAUGCUGGCUAAUAAAGCAGCACCCCUGGGGUGCUAAAAGGCUGGGUAUUCUCCAGAGCAUGAACUGCAUUGCGUGUUUCACAAGUUAAAGUGCUUUUCACUCUUUGUCUUGCCUUUUGUGAAGCGUUGUGAUGAUAAACGGCAGUCAGGGUGGUUGGUUUCCCUUAUUUUUGCCUUGCAGUUUUUCUUUGUGGCCAGCUUUUACAUCCUGCCUUGCUGGGAGAAGCUAUUGAGGAGUACAUUGCACAGCGUUUUGUGAAGGAGUCUUUCAGAGCAAACUUUUCUCAUGAAGGGACAGCACCUUUCAGGCUUCAGCUCAGCAGCACUUUUGAGGGUGCAGCUCAGUCCUUUGCAACGUGGCUUUGCUCUUUCAGGGUGAUACCUUCUUGUGCUUUGCCUUAAUUGUUCAAUCCAAAGGCUUCUGUAGCCAUGAGUUUAAUUUAUGCAUGUCUUAAAUUUGACACAUCUUUUUUUUUUUUGCAGUAGACAAUCACCUUCAGAGAAUGGAGUAACCUUGGGAAAAAAAGCUCUAAGAUAGAAUCUUGGAAGAGCUCAUAACAAUCAUUAGGAAACCUGACAGUGACUAUCCCACUCUGAGCACCUGCUGUCAACAAAGCUUGACCAGGGCUUGUCCUGCACGUCAGCAUAACAGCAGUGUCAGAUGCUGGUGUUGGGGAGCAUCUGGUCUGACAAGAAUACUUUGGCAAAGAACCAACCAGCCAAGGCUGGCUUUGUUUUACUGUUUUUUCGGUACUAAAAUCCUGCUGCCUGAUUUUUUUUACUAUCUUUUUUUCACCAGAGAAGUAUUUCAGGGGUUCCUAAUUGUAGCUUUGGCUAGCUGCAGUGGGCCAGGAAGCCAACGCUGUGGUUUAGCCAUGCUCACAGCAAGCUUGAGAAAAAGGGGAAUUUAUUGCUGCCCAGAGCCUCUAUCAAAGAAGUGUCAGAGUGGUAAAGGAAGAUGCUCCCAAUGAGCCUUCCUUGUCUGACUGUGUUAGACCUGCAAAGCAGAUUUGGGCAUACAAUUUUUCAUGUUUUCUUCUGUUGCUUUAAUGUUACUAAAUUGCAGUUUCAGUUGGGAAAGCUUCUUAGAACUCUUAGCUCUGUGCUCUCUGCUUGCAAGCUUUGCAGUGUGUAGCCAUCAGCUGUCUCACGUUCUCUUUGUUACUCACUCCUUUGUGUUUGACACUGCUGCUUUCAAUCUAGCUUGAGGUGUCCCUGCCUAUGACAGUGGGGUUGGAACUAGAUGAUCCUUGAGGUCCCUUCCAGCCCUGACGAUUCUAUGCUUUAUCCAUGUCCUCACUAAUCUAAGUGCACACUUUAGCUGUAGAGUGGGUUUUUUUUCCUGUCAGAAAGGCCAGAUCUCUUUUGUCUGUUACUGUUGCUAUCAACAACUUAAAACACAGACUGUAAUUUUUGAGGAUACAAACUCACUUAGUAGACUUGAUUAUUUCUUUUUUAGCUCUGAGCCACUCUUGCAGAUAAUGUGUACAGAAAAUUGUUUCCAAGAGCUCUUCCCUAGUUGGAUGUAAGAAUGGGGAUGGGAAUUCUAGUUCCUCCUCCAGAAUUAAAUGGCCUGUUGUUUUCUAGAAAAUCAAAGGCAAGGUCAGCGCCUCCAAAUGUAUGUUUUUGAGAUGUGCUUUUUGUGCACUGAGUUAGUUUUCCUUUUACAGUCUCAAAAGAUCUAAUGGUGAAGUGGCAAUCUUGCUUCAGGCUCUUUCACUGGUGUUUGACCUCAUGCUUCAGCUGUGUUUCAACGUUUUGCUGAAUGGGAAGGAAGUAAGCACAUGCAUGGAUCCUUUUGUUGUGUUGGGGUGAGACCAUCCAGUUCUGGACUUGCCCAACUCUUUAUCAUCUUAGGAUGACCUCUUUGGAAAACCCAAUGUAGUAACAAGCUCAUAAUGCCUGCCACAGGCAUGGAACUGCUGAUGCCAUCAGUCUUAGAAUCAACCAGGUUGGAAGAGAUCUCCAAGAUCAUCCAGUCCAACCUAGCACCCAGCCCUAUCCAGUCAACUAGACCAUGGCACUAAGUGCCCCAUCCAGUCUUUUCUUGAACACCUCCAGUCUCUUCCCAAUAGAUGCAGUUGUCUUGGUGAUACCAAAUAAUGCAUGAUGGGACCUUCAUGGGCAAAAUGCAGAAUGAGCUCUUCCCACAUCCAUCACUUGGCUGCUCAGUCACUUUUAAUCACACUGGUUUUAACAAUGCAUGAGUGAGGGAGAGGCGUCUUUGGCUAUCACACCUUAAAGCAGGAGUACCAGAUAAAACUAGGAGCUGUAUGAACAAUGGUAGGGCAUCAAAGAGAGAAAACUCUUGCUUGUAGCUUCUUCUAAACAAAAUUUUCCUUGGCAGUACCCAUCAGGUACUGUCUUUAUUGGCUCGUUAAGAGCCAAUGCCCCAUAGAAGUAGACACAAAGAUGCUUUGCCCUGCUAGCUACCAAACGUUACUCAAAUGGAAAUGUACUUCUUAGCAGCAUCUCAAUGCCUGUGAUGUUUAUUUCAAUACCGAUGAUGAGCUGAAAUCCACAAAAAAAUCUUCAUCUUUGCCUUAGCAGUAGAAAAAAAUGUCAAUUUCUCAUUUGCUCUCUUUCUUUCUGGUGCCUGGUUCUGGUUUAUUUCUGAGACGAAAGCCAACAACUCGAUUUGCAAGGUACAGAAAUCAAAGGUUGGGGUUUUUUUUUUGUUGUUUUGGGUUUUUUUUUUUCCUAUCUGUUAAAUUAUUUGUAUUUUCUGCUACCAGAGCAAUCAAAGCAAAGCCAUGCAAGCAGGUGUCUGUAGCUGCAGCAUGUAUUUAUGUGGGGAAGGUUGUUUUGCUUCUGUUGCUAGCAUCGCUGAUCAGGCUUGCUUUGCGAGGUGGGUGACGUUUUCUCUCUGUGUGGCACAGAACAAGUGGCACAGACAGAAAAAGAACGUGAGUUUCCCCUCCAACUAAACCCUGCAUUCCAGGAACAGCUUGUAAACAUUGCAUGGAACCUCAGGCUGGAAAGUGGAUGCUCAAGAGUUGCUUUAUGUAGAGAUUAAAGAUAGAAUCUGCUCCUCGUCACUGAACUUAACAUUGAAGCACAGAAAAGCAAGCAAGAGAAGCUUUCUGCCUGGCUGCAUGACUUAAACUAUUGUGUGUUUCUCAGCUGGAAAUUAAAGCAUUCUACAAAUGCACCAAA